Molecule: messenger RNA, 895 nt
Organism: Linum trigynum
Lineage: Eukaryota; Viridiplantae; Streptophyta; Magnoliopsida; Malpighiales; Linaceae
Source: the annotation of a GenBank genome assembly
CUGAAACCCAGAGCAAAAACAGAGUCCAAUUCCUGACCCAUCAGAAAAAGAAAAAAAAAAAAUGGCGGACACAGGUCUGAGCUCUUCAGGAUCGCCGCCGCCGCGGCAGCGAUCCACUCACGAAAUGGUCUAUUCGGGACUAGGGAACAUGAUCAGGAUGCUCCCCACGGGCACCGUGUUCAUGUUCCAGUUCCUCAACCCUGUCCUGUCCAACAACGGCAAAUGCCAGAGUAAUGUCAACAAGUACAUGGUCGGCGCCCUGCUGGCAGUCUGCGGCUUCAGUUGCUGCUUCACUUCCUUCACCGACAGUUAUGUCGACGCUGAUGGAAAGAUCCGCUACGGGAUCGCCACGUUUAGAGGGUUCUGGCCAGCGUCGGAUUCCGGCGGGAGAGAUUUUUCGGGUUACACGGUUGGGGUUGGGGAUUUCUUCCACGCUUUCUUGUCGAUGGUUGUUUUCGCGACUGUUUCUCUGCUGGAUGGGAAUACGGUUUCCUGCUUCUACCCGGCGUUUGAGUCGCAACAGAAAGUGUUGCUGAUGGCUCUGCCGCCGGUGAUUGGAAUGGUUUCGAGUGCGGUGUUUGCGGUCUUUCCGAACAAGCGGCGUGGUAUUGGGUACCCGCCGGGUAGCGAUGAUGAUGAUGAUAGCAAGACUUCCUGAGAGUGGAAAUAAGUGGUGUGUUCGUUUCUUUUGGAUGUUUGGUUGCUGUGAAAGUUAGCAUGAUUGGAUUGGAGGAAAAAGAGGGGGAAAAAAAAAAAAAAAAAGAGGGAAGAGCUUUUCUUAUUGUGAAUGUGUGAGAUUGUGGCGAUGUAAGUUGAAUAUACGAUUUUCAUGUGUUGUAUAAUUUGAUUGUUGAUUCUGUAAAUGGAAAUGGCAUAAUAUACACUCUAUUAUAUG